AUGCAGUCCAACUUCAACUACGAACAAUACUCUCCCUCUCCCUCAUAUCCAUCUUCACCGGUAGAUUACUACUUCUAUGGAGCUCCUCAAAUCUACGACCGGAUAUACGAUAUCGACACAUGCAGUCCUUUUUCCAGUGGCAAGGCAGAAGUUACUCCAGAUGCAUACUCCUUCACCAGCUCGCCUUACUUCUAUUCUCCUGUGAACGACUACUCCACCUACUACGAUGCUCAAGCCAUGACAACCAGUGUUGCCAGCCCAGCUAGUAGUACCUGUGGAAGUACCUGCGGCAACAGCUGGAAUAUGCUUGAGGAAAUCCCAAUGCCCAGCUUCCCGAUACCCAUGGCAAUAGGCGAUGAUUCGUGUCCAGACUCUCCACCAGCAACAUCCAAACCAGCUAAACCAUUUGGUUGCGAUCAAUGUGGAAAGUCAUUUACUCGCUUCGCCGAUUUGAAGCGUCACCAAUCUAGUGUGCACUACCCUGUCUUCCGCAAUUGCCCUGUUGGGAACUGCUCCCGCAAGGGAAGCAAUGGCUUUCCGCGCCAAGAUCACCUGGUCGAGCAUCUUCGCUCAUACCACCAUCUGGAUGUGCCGAAGCGACGGGCUUUGAAGAAACGCUCCGCCAAACACAUCUCAUGA
Penicillium taxi is the source of this 639-nucleotide messenger RNA. RefSeq lists its product as uncharacterized. The coding region runs from base 1 to 639 and encodes 212 amino acids. Lineage: Eukaryota; Fungi; Ascomycota; Eurotiomycetes; Eurotiales; Aspergillaceae. The record is from RefSeq and is a predicted model, not a curated record. The transcript is spliced from 2 exons.